AUGACUGAUGCUUCGUUCCCCCCAUCCAGUGGUGGAGCUUCUCGACGAGUACCUCCAACAACCACCACCUCACCCUCCACCACGACCCCGACGCCACUCUCCUCCCUGCCUCGCCGCUCCUCCUACGCCUCUGUGCUCUCCGGCACUGCUGCCUUUGCCAGUACUAGCAAUAAUCACAACCCAUCCACCUCCUCCUCCGCCGCCGCCUCCACUUCCACCUCCUACCCGCCGCCGCCGCUGUACUCUGACGGCCGCCUCCGCAGCAGGCCUUCCUCCGGUCUGGAUGCAGAAAUGACGAUGAACCCUUCCUCGUCAUCGGCCGCACAGCCGGGCUGGAGGUCCUCGGUGGCCUCGCUGCCAGCCUAUUCUCGCAAGUUCGCCGGUGUCCCCCGCUACGAUCCCUACGGCGGCUUUCUUCGUCAUGAUGCUACCGCUGCAGCCGCAGCCGCAGCCGCAGCUGCUGCUGCAGCCGCCGCCGAGGCCUUCUUCAUCCCCUCAUACCUCCGAAAUUCUCGAUACAUCGCUCGUCUGGAGGCGGCCCAUCGGGCCAAGAUCGCUGCCCAGCGUGAUGUCUCCGCCGCUGCUGCCGCCGCCGCCGCCUCGGCCAACGCCACGACGAAUAACCCGUCGUCUCUGUCUGCCUCCUCGAGCCACGUCAAUCUACAUCGCAUGGCGCCGUCGCACCGCGGCAUGACCUACGAUAUCAUCGAAAAGGAGCCGCCGCUAGCCAGCAGCAGUGGCGGCGGCGAUGAUGAUGAUGAUACCGCCGUAGAGCGGUUGAAACCGCUCCCCUCGCGCUGGAACGAGGCGGACAAGUAUGCCGCCCUCGAACUGCCAAACAGCGGGCUUGAGGUCCGCUACACGGGACCUGUUAACAAGCACGAGCAUGAGGCGGCUGCAGUGCGAGCAGACCACCCCAUGCCUCCGCAGUGCGGGAUAUAUUACUUUGAAAUCACGAUUCUCUCGAAACCGAAAGAGGGUAUGAUCGGAAUCGGCUUUUCCAGCAACAAGGCAUCCGUUGAGCGACUGCCCGGGUGGGAGCACGAGUCGUGGGCAUAUCACGGGGAUGAUGGCAAGUCAUUCUUUGGCGAGAGCCAGGGUCAGAGCCGGCCGUAUGGGCCGACCUUUGGCGUGAACGAUACGGUCGGCUGUGGCGUGAAUUUCUCAACGGGGACGGCAUUUUUCACCAAGAACGGUGGUUUCUUAGGAAAUGCUUUUCGAGAACUAAAAAAUAUCGAUCUCUAUCCCUCGGUCGGAAUGAAGAAACAGCCGAACGUGCAUUUGAUGGUCAACUUCGGACAGAAGCCCUUUGUUUUCGAUAUCGAUGGCAUGGUUCGGCGAGAGAAGCGAGCCAUAUAUUCCCAGAUCAGCGCAACCCCCACCGCGAACUUACAACCGCCUCUAGACGAGAGCGCCUUACUUCAAGAACUCGUAGCCCAGUUCCUGGCGCACGAUGGCUAUGUCGACACGGCGCGAGCCUUUGCGGAGGAGGUAGGCGCCGAGUCGGCUGCUUUGCAACAGAGUCGCGCCGAGCCACUCAAGAAGUACGAGGUUAAGGAGGAUGUUGAGGCAAUCAACCGGCAGAAGAUUCGAGCCGCCAUUGUAGAUGGUGAUAUCGACAAAGCCCUUAAAUAUACCAACGCCUACUAUCCAAACGUUCUGCAUGAAAACCCGCACAUCUACUUCAAGCUCCGCUGCCGUAAGUUCCUCGAGAUGAUACGGCAGUGUAACGAGUUGUCCGCCGCCACAGCCACCAAACGCGGCAAGCUUUCUGCUGCCAACAACGGCGCGGUCUCUGAUGACAACGGUGUCUUCGAAGAGAUGGAGCUUGAUGACCAGCAGAUGCACGACGGUUGGGACGCGGACGAACGCAUGGACACUGAAGAGCAACCCGAGACCGCACAGUUCCACGACCUGCUGACCGAGGCGGUGCAGUAUGGGCAACAGCUGCGUAUGGACUUCCCCGCCGGCGGAGACAAGAAGCUGCUGGACGACAUCUUCUCGCUGGUCGCUUAUCCCGACCCUCGACGAUCCGUCCAUGGGCACCAUCUCAACCCGGCAGGACGGGUGACUGUUGCAGAGGAGCUGAACUCGGCCAUCUUAGUCUCGCUUGGAAAAUCUUCUUCCGCGGCGCUGGAACGGCUAUACCAACAGACCGAGGUACUGGUUAACGAGAUCAGCGAAGGCGGUGGCGCAGGGGCGUUUAUCAAUAUCAUUCCCACCCACUCGUCCACCGCUCCAGCGCUGCGCUGCUGCUGUGGCCGGAAUGACUGUGCAUUCCUCGACCAUAAUAACGCCGCUCUCACCGGGGUCGAGAAGGACCUUGCUAUGGCCGCGCGUUUAGGUCAGGCUCUGCUCCAUCGCCAUGAGUCCUAUAUGGCCGAGGCGGAAAAGGACCGCGCCAAUUUCCUCGCCAGCAUAGACAGCCUUGAGCAAGAGCGCCGCCAGGUGCAGGCGGAGAACGCCCGAAUUGUCGAGGAGAACCGCAGCCUGCUGGAGCGGCUCGAGGGGCUGAAUAGCGCCGUCGCCUCGUCUGAUGCGCAGGUUCGCGCCCUCACUAUCCGCCUGGAGAGCGCCCAGGCCGAGAUUGCCCAGCUCGCCGUCUCGGCCAACCGUGCGGCGCAGCUCGAGGCCCAGCUGGGCGCCAUGGAGGCUGAACAGACUCGUCUCCAGGAGUGUCUGCAGUCCGUCCAGAACGGGGAGCGCUCCGCCGUCCAGCGCUGGAAGAAGGCCGAGUGCACCCUGCGCGACCUGCAUGAUCAGGUCGAUCGUAUCGAGCGAGAGGCCCGCGAGGAGAAGGAGCGCCACGCCGAGCUUGUCCAGAGGAUGGAGCGUCGCCGAGCGGUCGAACGCGAGCUUGAUGGCGCCAACGGCCGGUUGAAGAGCGCUGCAUCGCCCUCGGACCUAGCCCGGAAUCCUCCCGCCGGCACCGCAGUUGUCUCGCGCUUUGUGCGGGAUAUUCUACAGGAUAAUGCUACCUUGCAGAUGGGCAUCAUCGAGUUGCGCGAGAUGCUUGAGAGCUCCAACCAGGAGGUACAAAGUCUGCGCGAACAGAUUCUGUCACACCAGCCGUUGACUACUACUACGCUGGACCAAGCGGCUGAUGACGAACAUGACGGGGGCACCCCUCGGCUACCAUCAACUACCCUUGACGAAGAAUUGCAAGACAAGAUGUCGUUGUCGGCGCGACGCAUCUCGCAAGAGUUCCACAUCCACCAUCACUACCACACGCCCAGCUCCUCUGUCAGCUCGACUAAAGACAAGAAGAUUACCACGCCGCACCGCCGGGGACGGAAGAGGCGUUCGCUCUUAUUAGGCAGCAGCAACAGCAACCGGCCAGCAAUGCAUUUCCCUCGCUCCUCCGUCUCCUCGGCAUCUACCAUUCUAUCUCAAACCUCCGCCUCGAUCCCCCCAGAUUCCUCUUCCCUCGCCAGUUCACCCCAGUCGGGGUACCGGUCCUCUCUUAUUUUCGACCGCCCAGACCAUGGAUUCGACUCCUCACAGCCUACAAGUCCGGAAAGCGCUGUCUUUAGCUCCCCGCUGGCGGAAUACACACCACGGCGAAGACGCAAAAGCUCCUUCGGUGGACCCUUCCGGUCGUUUGAUGUCGAUGCUCCGGAUUUUAACGAUGCCUCCGAUGGUCUUGGGCUGCAGGAUGCCACCAUCCCAGAAGAAAGUGAAGAUUCAACUGGCAGUAGCGGGGUCGUGGCCUUCCGCCCGUUGCACCGCCGUUCGACAUCUCACGACAGCCUCUUCUCCAUCGCAGGAAUGGACAUCCACACCCACACCCCGACCCGUCUUCAUCAUCCCCCGGCCCGAAUUGGUGUGAGCGGUGGUUCCUAUCGCCCACCUACUCGUAUCGUCGCACCCAGCGUCGGCUUGCUUUCCACCCCACCCAUCAUCUCCACCACCACCAUCAUGGCAGAUAAGGGUUCUCUGCCCCGCAUCCCUGAACAGUCUUCCAAGCUCCUUUUGGCCUCCGUUGCUGCCAGCACCAGCAGCAGCAGCAGCAGUAACGGCGGCGGCAACAGUGUCCCCACCGAUGCCGCAUCAGUGACUUCACACGAGACGGCCAGCACCGAUUCCACCAUCCCCUCGAAGAAAUCCACGCUCGGUCGUCGUAUGGGCGGCUGGGUGUUGGGAAAGUGGGGGGUGGCUCCCUCCCCCUCCGAACAAGAGCUGAAGGAUACCGCUGAAUCCUUAACACCCGCGCCCAGCAAUCAAGACCCAGACAAAUCUAAACCAGAGCUACCUGCAUUCUUCAGAUUCAGAUCCCCCGGCGUGAACCAGUCAGGCCCGAUUUUCGGGCUCCGGCCACCGCCUCGGGCCCCGAUCGUCAUCCACGCAGAGGGGAUCGAUGAGAGUCUCCUCCGCGAGAGUCUAGCCGAGUAG
Penicilliopsis zonata CBS 506.65 is the source of this 4392-nucleotide messenger RNA. RefSeq lists its product as hypothetical. The record is from RefSeq and is a predicted model, not a curated record. Gene Ontology annotation, cellular component: cytoplasm. Gene Ontology annotation, molecular function: protein binding. Lineage: Eukaryota; Fungi; Ascomycota; Eurotiomycetes; Eurotiales; Aspergillaceae. Bases 1 to 4392 code for a protein of 1463 amino acids. Gene Ontology annotation, biological process: cell surface receptor signaling pathway; cytoskeleton organization. The transcript has 9 exons.